CAAGUGAGAUCGUAAUGGCCAUGUUAUUGUUGACGGGAAUGGUGAAACUCAUCCUGGUUGAGGGGAAUGAUGGGCCUCCAGAGUGUAGCUUUAAUCAAAGGAAAUGCAAAGGAUUGGAGAAGGCAUCCGGAUUGGGUCAUAUGGUCCUUGUUCAUGGUUCAGGCCAUGGAGAAUGGAAUUGGUACUAGCUUAAGCCCUCGCUUGAGGCUGCUGGCUAUGAAGUGACCACCGUUCAGCUUGGACCUACACUCACCACCUCCCUUGAUUCAACAGAGAAUAUUACAUUUUUGAAUUACUCAAAACCAUAAUUUGAUGUGAUGAAAUGUAUAGACCACCACAAGGUUAUAGUUGUUGCUCAAAGUUUUGGAGGGUUGAGCAUAUCUCUUGCAAUGGAGAAGUUCCCUAAGAAGGUAUUUGUAGCUGUCUUCGUUACUGCGCUCAUGCCAGAUACAGCACACAAGCUCUCUUAUGUUGUCCGUGAGUUUAUGAAGGUUCCAAAAGUCUGGAAGGACAAUUGCUCAAUUACUCGUGGGAAUAACUCAUGGAUUUCCUUCAGUGACAAGUUCUUGAAGUCUUCGUUCUAUCAAUUAUGUUCUCUAGAGGAUUUUGCGCUGAUCUCUGCACUAAAAAGGCCGGGAUCAUUAUUCCCUAACGACUUGGAUAAGAUCCAGCUUUCUGAAGAGAAAUAUGGAUCUGUAGAUCGAGUUUAUAUUGUAGCUAAAGUUGAUUUAGGAGUAAUAGAAGAUUUCCAACCUGAGAUGAUUGGUAAUUAUUCAGGGAAGGAAGUGAAGGUGAUUCAUCAUUCAGGUCAUCUGCCUCAGUUGUCAAGGCCCUUGGAGUUGUCUGUACAUUUGUUAGAAAUUGCUAGAAAUUAUUCCUCAUCAUCAUGA
Molecule: messenger RNA, 890 nt
Organism: Macadamia integrifolia
Lineage: Eukaryota; Viridiplantae; Streptophyta; Magnoliopsida; Proteales; Proteaceae
Product: methylesterase 2-like
Exons: 3
Coding region: 318-890 (190 amino acids)
Biological process (GO): salicylic acid metabolic process; jasmonic acid metabolic process
Molecular function (GO): methyl jasmonate esterase activity; methyl salicylate esterase activity; methyl indole-3-acetate esterase activity
Source: RefSeq, a predicted model, not a curated record